This is a messenger RNA of Gopherus evgoodei (Goodes thornscrub tortoise), 1841 nucleotides long. Its product is annotated as trafficking protein particle complex subunit 9-like. The coding region runs from base 1 to 657 and encodes 218 amino acids. The record is from RefSeq and is a predicted model, not a curated record. Lineage: Eukaryota; Metazoa; Chordata; Testudines; Testudinidae. Gene Ontology annotation, cellular component: trans-Golgi network. The transcript is spliced from 5 exons.
AUGGGUGAUGAGGAGGUAUCUGAAGGCAAACAAGUUUCUUUAUGCACUUGUUUGGAAAGAAUGGAAGAAAGCGUCGAGAUUUUUAUGGAAGAAGUAGACAAAAUGGUGAUAGAGGCUGGUAUUGCUGGAAGGACAGGGUGUGACAAGAUAAGACACAAGGGCAAACAAGCGUGGACAGGCAGAGUUUUGAAUGGCCUUAAAGUGUCUUACCCAUCUUUUGAUUCUCAUCUUAAUCCCGCUCCUCUCCAAUGGGAUGUCUUGGUGGAUGGAAAGGUCUGUGACUGUGAUAUUGUAGUAGACUGCAAAGUCGGGGACCCCAUCGCACUGGAGGUGAAGCUGACCAACUGGAGCAAACACAGCGUGGGCCCAUUUGCUCUAACGGUGAUCCCAUACCAGGAUUACCAAAAUGGAGUGCACAACUAUGAGCUCCAUGAUGCCAUCACCUUUGUUGGAUCCAACACCUUUCACAUUGAUUCAGUGAAACCAACCAAAAAUUCUGUGUGCUUUGGAGCUCUGCUCUUUCUCUAUACAGGUGAUUUUUACUUGAACAUCAAGUUUCAUGAAGACAUCUCCAGCAGGGAGCUUCCUCUUUCUUGGUUCUGCCUGCCUAGUGUUCACAUUCGUGCUACGGAGCCUGUGAUCCAAACUAAACUGUAAAUGUACCAUAUGAUAUUGGAUUAGUCACAGUGCACAGAAACACUUAACAUGUCCUCUGCUUGACCCCACUUUGUUUCUUUCCCACCCCAGCCCACAGGCCUUUCUUUAGAGGCACUGCUGAACAUUUUUAGAAUUGGCUGAGGUAAUUUGGGCAGCUGCCUUUGCUUAUUUGGAAAGAUGUGAUGGAAUAUAAUGUACUGGAUUACCCCCUUCCCCCUUGCCUUCCAAAAAGCCUUUGGUAGCCACUAUGGGAAAAAUUCUUCUCUUCCUCAUAGCCAUGCCUCCCCAUUGAUAUCAGUGGAUUUGCAGGGGUGUAUGUGAAAGCUGAAUUUAGCCAUGAGCUUUAAGGUCUUAACUCCAACCUGAAUGAUACCUAAGGAUAUAUCGUCUGCACUUGAACAAGAGUUGUGUUUCUCCACUAAAUUCCCACCACCACCACACUGAAUACACCAUUUGGGACCUAUUUUCUCAGUCACAGUUUCUUCCUAUGCUUGUUUCUAAGCCCUUUGUUUGCUGGGUAUAUUGGUGUCUUUCUAACUCAGAAUAGAUGUAAGUCAUGCAAUAGCAGAAAAGUGUUUUUCCUUUCCCACCAGAUUCUAAGGAACGCAGCAGCAGUAAUGCCUUUUAAUUUGUUACUUAUUGCAGGAAAUAGCGGUAAUUGUAUCUCCAUGUUUUCUUGAUAGAAUAGGCAUGAACCCAAAAAGAGGUCUCCGCCCCUCCUUGGUCACAGUGCAGUUACUUCCCUUUGUGCAUCAGUAAACAAGAAAGAAGGAAAGCAAGACAGGUAGAAAAGUUUCUAUUUUUGCCAGAAAGGAGAGAAGCCAAAUAUUUGCCUGCCUGUGGGUAACCUAUGAUGUCAGAGUGCCACAGGCCUAUUUCAUGGCAGUUGGGAGCCAUUUCAAGCAGUUGCAGGCCCCUUAAAAUGCCACCAGAUGAAUCUGCUGAUAGUUUUUAAAGCUUUUCACAAGAAAUUGUUUCCAAACGUCUACUAAUCAGGACUAGACAGGCCAGGCUACACUAUGGUAUUUUCUUCUUUUCUUUGUCGAAUGAAUAAAAUAAAACGUUACGGAAUAACUGCUGCAAGGUACUUCACUGUGGCUGUAGCUGCCAAAUGUACUGUAAAUUUGCAUUAUUGUGUUACCUUUCACAUAGAAGCUUUGAAUAAAGAGACCAAACUUUCCCUA